CUUAUUCAGCCAGUUAUGUCUCUGCCAACUCCAGGAGCGACGUUCCUGGGACACACUGAAGAUCCUUCCAGUGGAUACGUUAGUUCUGAACGUGAAAAACAACUCCCACGACCUCCUCCAGUAUACAAGUAUACAAUGAGCGCCGAACCUCGAGGAAAAUGCCUCGUUGUAAAUAAUCAAACGUUUAAGAAUUCGCAAGGUCGGACUCACGAACGUAAGGGAUCAAAUAUUGAUGCAGACAGAUUGAUGAAAACCUUUUCCAGCUUAAAAUUCGAAACAGAGCUAUGUAACAACUUGUCCGCAUUGGAGCUAGUACGUCUGCUUUCAGAAACAGGCAACAAAGAUCAUACAAACUUCGAUUGCUUUGUCCUAUGUGUGCUGACGCAUGGCAGCAAAGGUCAGGUGAUUGGUAGAGACUGGUGGGAGCCUGUCGACAUAGAGGAACUGACGAAAUACCUACAAUCAUCAUAUUGCCGAUCUCUGGCUGGAAAGCCAAAGAUAAUCAUCAUACAAGCUUGCCAAGGGAAAAAACGACAACUAUGUGGUGAUGUGGAGGAAGAUAUUGUUCCUUUUGCAGCGCGAGUUCUUAGACCAACGACGAACACCGGGUAUCAUGGGGACACAGCAGACUUUGUCAUAGUUAAUAGUACUUGCCCGGGGUAUUCAUCGCUCAGGUCGCCACGCGACGGAACCUUCUUCAUACAGACACUGGCGGAUGCAUUAGAUCAACACGGGCAAAGGUGGGAUUUCAUGACCAUCCUUGAGGACGUGAACAAGAAAAUGUCAAGGCGAAUCACAAGGAAGGACGGCCGUGAUUACAUUCAAACACCUUCGCUUCACUCAACUCUGACGGCAAAGAUCAAUUUCAUCUAAAGUUACCCGUACAAAAAUAUCGUCUGAGCACUGUGUGCAGAUCACAUUAACGUGUAUUACUUUGUUAUAGUUUUUAUUACUUUUCUCAUUUGAGUGUGUAUAUUAAUUCACAUGUUAAUCAAUAUGUAUUAUUCUUAAAGUGUAAGAUUCAUACAAUUUACUUCAAUCACUUUUAACAACACUACCUUACUUACUUAAAGCAAUACACUUUAGUAUGAGGGCUGGAUAAUUGUGUCAUUUUUAGUAUACUUGUAUUUGUACUUUUUAUGUUCGCUUGUAGUUUAACUAAUAAUUGAUCUUUGCUCGAUUUUAUUCCUAAUGUAUUUACGUGUUUUCUUGUUAUUUUUAGUUUUAGUAUAGCCUAGGAGCUUAGAUCAUAACAAUUCAAUGGUAUUUAGUAUCCUGAUUUUGUGAUUGUUUUCAAAAAGUGCGAACUCGUACAGAAUUUGAAAAAUGUACGAUAACAAUUCCAGUCUGGUAUCGUUAGUCUGAUAACUGUGAAAAAAUCCAAGGUUGAAAUUUUAUAGUGAAAAUAAGAAUGCAACGUAAUACUUUCAUCUUGUUAGAUAUCCAACUAAAGUAUAGCGAUUAUCAAUUAUCACUGUAUCCAUGUUUUUGUUGUCAUAGUCCUUUGCUUUGUAUGUUUGUAAAACUUUAUAAGUGAUAAGGUCGCAUAGGAUUUUUUUCAUAGUGUCCACUAAGGUUUUCAAACAACAACGAAUGCACCUGUACCACCUGAGGUAAACCAUUCACAUAUAGCCCUCAAAAAUUCAAAAAGUGUCUUUGAUUCACAUAAUUGAUAGCCAUGUUAAAACAUCCCUGAAUGUUGCUGAGGAAAAUUGUCUAAACUGUAAAAAUUUAAACGUUAGACAGUUACGAAAGUAGAGAGAUUGGGAAUCUUGGCCUAUGUCGAAAUUUGUUGAGCGUUCGCCCCUGUGAGGAAGGCUUUGGGUUCUGUCCCCUGGCCGAGACAUACUAGAGCCUGUAAAAAGGGUAGUUUCUUCUCCUGCUUAACUCUCAGCAAUUUAGGAGUGGGACGACUGGCUUCGGCAGUAUUUUUCAGUGAGGUAGCACUAUAAAUUCGGCAUCAGUU
Messenger RNA from Mizuhopecten yessoensis (Yesso scallop), 1966 nucleotides. RefSeq names its product caspase-3-like. The coding region runs from base 16 to 873 and encodes 285 amino acids. The record is from RefSeq and is a predicted model, not a curated record. Lineage: Eukaryota; Metazoa; Mollusca; Bivalvia; Pectinida; Pectinidae. The transcript has 6 exons. Gene Ontology annotation, cellular component: cytoplasm. Gene Ontology annotation, biological process: execution phase of apoptosis; proteolysis; apoptotic process.